Amphibalanus amphitrite is the source of this 1531-nucleotide messenger RNA. RefSeq names its product cyclin-dependent kinase 7-like (gene Cdk7). NCBI's taxonomy places the organism in Eukaryota, Metazoa, Arthropoda, Thecostraca, Balanomorpha, Balanidae. Gene Ontology annotation, molecular function: RNA polymerase II CTD heptapeptide repeat kinase activity; ATP binding; cyclin-dependent protein serine/threonine kinase activity. Bases 324 to 1358 code for a protein of 344 amino acids. The transcript is spliced from 2 exons. The record is from RefSeq and is a predicted model, not a curated record. Gene Ontology annotation, biological process: positive regulation of transcription by RNA polymerase II; protein phosphorylation. Gene Ontology annotation, cellular component: nucleus; cytoplasm; transcription factor TFIIK complex.
GAUUGACCGCCAGCAAGGAAAAGGCAAUUCGUGAACAUUAUAUAUAGGCGGAUUCUCCUUCACUCAUUCAAAUCAAUAGCCAAAUGAAAAUCGAAGAUCGUAUUGUUGGAUCACUGGAAUUGCUGUAAUGUCGUUGAAUGUCGUCGAUUCGAAGGUCAAUGCAUGAGGAGGAUAAGGCACGGAUAAGUUAACAUCAAGAUUUUCUUUAUAAGUUGGACGAUGAGCUUUUUAAGUGAAACGCUGCAUAGCCUGUGUUAGUCGCACAUAACUGACACCUGGAAAUUGGAAUCUGGUUGCGUCUGUAUCACUCUUAGACAGCAGCCAUGUCUGAAGACAAACUGCGCCGCUAUGAGAAGAUGGACUUUCUCGGCGAGGGUCAGUUCGCCACCGUGUACAAGGCGCUCGACCGACAGACCGGCAAGAUUGUGGCCGUCAAAAAGAUCAAGAUGGGCAGUCGCGCCGAGGCCGAGGACGGCAUCAACCGCACGGCGCUGCGCGAGAUAAAGCUGCUGCAGGAGCUGCAGCACGAGAACGUGAUCGGCCUGCUGGACGCCUUCGGCCACAAGUCGAACGUGUCGCUCGUCUUCGACUUCAUGGACACGGACCUGGAGAUCAUCAUCAAGGACAUGACACUGGUGCUCAAACAGUCUGACGUCAAGGCGUACACGCUGAUGACGCUGCGCGGCCUCGAGUACCUGCACAUGAACUGGAUCCUGCACCGCGACCUGAAGCCCAAUAACCUGCUGGUGACCAGCUCUGGCGUGCUGAAGCUGGGCGACUUCGGCCUGGCCAAGUACUACGGCUCGCCGAAUCGGAUCUACACCCACCAGGUGGUGACGCGGUGGUACCGGGCCCCCGAACUGUUGUUCGGCGCCCAGAUGUACGGCACGGGUGUGGACGUGUGGGCGGUGGGCUGCAUCCUGGCCGAGCUGCUGCUGCGCAUCCCCUUCCUGGCCGGCGACUCGGACCUCGACCAGCUCACAAAGAUCUUCAUGGCCAUGGGCACGCCAACCGAGGAAACGUGGUCGGGCGUCACGGCGCUCCCCUCCUACGUCCAGUUCAAGGUGUUCCCCGGCACGCGGCUGCAGGACAUCUUCACGGCGGCGUCUGACGAGCUGCUGGACGUGCUGCGCUCGCUGCUGGCGCUGGACCCGGCGCGGCGCGGCACGUGCGCCAGUGUGCUGAAGCUGCCCUACUUCAGCUCGCGGCCGGCGCCCUCCCCCGGCCACCUGUUGCCGCUGCCGGCCGAGAUAUCGGCACGCAAAAAGGAGGUGGACCGGCCCAGCAUCAAACGAAGGAUUGUCGAGUCGGCGGAGGAGUCCGGAAUGGGCGGACUGGCCAAGAAACUGAUAUUCUGACCACUGUACGGUGUGACAAUGGACCGUGUCUAGGCUGAUUUUGUGACGGGGAGGGCUGGAGCGGAUAUUGUCUCGGUCGAACGAGCAAACUAUCGUGAUACAGUGCCUAUUGAUGUGUUACCACGCCAGUGUUCAUCUCAUGUGUUGUAAUAAAUCGCGUUGUCAAAUUGUUA